CGUUGAAACCCGCUUCGACGAUUAUCGGACGUUUCUUUCGUUGUGCAACAGUUGUACAAUGAGAUAGAGGUGGCAUGACAUGUUGGCACUAGUUGCUAUUGCCACUACUGCAUCGCAGCAAACAAAAUCAGUUAUCCUCCCUGUAGCUAGCACUCGGCCAUGAUAACAUCAUAGCAGCUAACUUCUUGGCGCGGAAGAGGUGUUAUUCCUUCCGAGCGGACUAACGAAAUGUCUGGCGGGAACAAAAAUUACUUUUUCGGUGCGGGCAGUGCCCCAGGCACAGGAAGCGAUGACCAAAUGCCCACCGACCUGCAACAGCAGCAGCAGCAGCAGCAGGAGCAAAGACAGCAUCAUCAACUGUCACUGAAUUUUCUAACUUCUGCCUCUGGUGCCGAUGCUGAGACAUUCUCAGCACUGCUGAACAUGGGACCAGGCCAGCAGCAGCAUCAUCAUCAUCAUCAUCAACAAACGGCACACAGCCAUACUUCGUUGCAGUUGAACACGGCUGCUGCAGGAGGAGGCAGUGUAGCAAUGUCACAGCAUGCACCGGGUCCUGUGCACACACCUCGCUUGUCAUCGCUUACAACAAGUCCACUGACGACCGGACCGGGAGUCACAUCGGCAAGUUCUACUUGUCAGAGAUCCGUGACACAGACACCAGUCGAGCCCGCAGCGGCCUUCACACCAUACCUACCAUCGCUGUUCAAUUUCGCUCAGCACAAUACUUUGAGUGUUAAGUUCAGCGAAGCAAAGCAGAAAGUGUCCAAAAGUCCAAGCUGGACGUUCUCAGCCAAGCUAAACAAGCUAUUUUGCAAGAAUGUUACACCAGUCACGUUUCAGCUGCAUACAGACAGUCCUCUUCCUCAUGGCAGUGAGUUACAUGUGGCGGCUUGGAAAAAUGGAGUGAUUGUUACUCGGUGCCCCAAUCAUCAGUUCAAACAAGACGCGGAAUCUGAAGUACAACUGUUUGACACAGAUCGCAGUAAGUUUAUCGUUGCUGAAGGCUCAACAUACGUUCAGAGGGAUGACGGAGGCCAGUACCUGGUUUUACCCAUAGGUGAUGGACUUACCUGCGACUACACGGUGAUACUCUACUUCAUGUGCUUCUCCUCGUGUAGCACCAUCGGCCGCAAAGAGCUGCGUCUUCAAUUGAAAGUGGAAAGUGCUGGCUGCGAGCUGUGUCAAACGUCCGUCACAAUGCGAGUCUGUGCAUGCCCUGGCCGCGAUCGAAUCAACCUUGAAAGCCGGGAUACAGCGGAAAAGGAAGAGCAGGGUGGAUCAGCGUAUGCAGAAUCACCGUUUCCCACACUGUCUCUUCCCGUCCCAGUGAAGCGAGAACAUAGUGAUAGUGAGGGAGAUGAAGAGGUCACACAUCAAGUCAUCCUGAAGGGUCCAAGAAGAGCAGUGGAUGCAUGCAUUGAGAACUUAGUGUUGGACGCCAAACAGUAUAGCAUUCAGCUCGGUGGUUCAAGACUUGUCUGGUACACUGAGCAACGAGAGCCGGCAGGAGCUGAAUCUAGCCAGGUGUCAUCGAGUUCGGGUGACAGCGAGCCUCCGAAAAAAAAACUGCUGAGUCUCGAAGACUAGUCACAAAUCACACAUGAAUUGUUCGCAUACUUCAAAUCAUAUUAUUUUAUAGUCAUCAAUGACAUCAUCGGACUUGAUUUUUAUAUCCUUCUCUACUUUAGAUGUACAUAAUACUGAAGUAGUAUCAUAAUAGUUCUUACAGAUGAGCCUUUUUGGUUGUUAUUUCCGAUUAGACACUUAUACGUUUCUCUUUCUGUGUGUGUGUGUGUGUGUGCUGUGUGUGUGUGUGUGUGUGUGUGUGUGUGUGUGUGUGUGUGUGUGUGUGUGUGUGUAUGUGUGUGUCUCUCUCUCUCUCUCCUCUUUGUCUCCCAAACGGUCUCCCUACUGAGCCUCGAAAUCUAACAAAAUUUACAUUUCAGCAAAAAAUUUCAGCCGUUUCAGCUUGUGAAGAUAUAUUCAUACUCAUUCCAACGGCAGCUCAAUACGCUAUCAGUAUCACAUUUCUGGUUGCUGCUGUUCCUUUGUUGAGUGGACAUCUUGCUGCAAUGCUUUUGGCUGAUGUGCAGUUCAUCAUCACAUUGACAGUUUGUGCAUUUGUGCAUCUCGCCGUGACAACGGUUACCAUGGUGCCUUUUGCUACCCACUAACGCCA
Sycon ciliatum is the source of this 2179-nucleotide messenger RNA. RefSeq names its product cellular tumor antigen p53-like. Lineage: Eukaryota; Metazoa; Porifera; Calcarea; Leucosolenida; Sycettidae. The transcript has 13 exons. Gene Ontology annotation, cellular component: nucleus. Gene Ontology annotation, biological process: regulation of transcription by RNA polymerase II; apoptotic process. Gene Ontology annotation, molecular function: RNA polymerase II cis-regulatory region sequence-specific DNA binding; DNA-binding transcription factor activity, RNA polymerase II-specific. The record is from RefSeq and is a predicted model, not a curated record. Bases 229 to 1587 code for a protein of 452 amino acids.